AUGGCCUGGCGCUUCAAGGCUUCCAAAUAUAAAAAUGCCGCGCCCAUUGUCCCCAAAGCGGAGGCAUGCGUCCGCGAGAUCUGUGUGGGCAGCUAUCAGACGUAUGGCAACAAUAUCGCCGCAUCGGCCGCCUUCAUGGCCUUCAAUUGGGAGCACACCGGAUCGAGUGUGGCCGUCCUGCCGCUGGACGAUUGCGGGCGCAAGAGCAAGACAAUGCCGCUGCUGCAUGGGCACACGGACACAGUGACAGAUCUGAAGUUUUCGCCAUUCCAUGACGGCCUGUUGGCCACCGCAUCGCAGGAUUGCCUGGUGAAAAUCUGGCAUAUACCAGAAAAGGGCCUGGAGCAGUCGCUCUCCGAUCCGGAGGCCGUCUUCUCACACAAACAGCGACGCGUGGAGACGGUGGGCUUCCAUCCGACGGCCGAUGGAAUGAUGUACUCGACAGCGGCCGGUUGCGUGGCCUUGUUCGAUCUGAGGAGCCAAAUAGAGAUAUUCUCCAACAAUGAGCAUCCCGAGGUGAUACAGUCGGCCAGUUGGCGCGAGGAUGGCACUGUCCUGGCCACCAGUUGCAAGGACAAGUGUGUGCGAAUAUUCGAUCCACGCGCCUCCGGCUCACCCCUCCAAAUGGUGGCUGAAUCGCAUCAGAGCAUCAAGGAUUCGCGAGUUGUCUGGCUGGGAGGGCAGCCGCGCAUCCUUACCACCGGCUUCGAUGCAGCUCGCCUGCGGCAGGUUAUCAUCCGGGAUAUCCGUAACUUUGGCACACCCGAAAAGACCCUCGAGCUGGACUGCUCGACGGGCAUACUGAUGCCACUGUUUGACCCCGACACGAACAUGCUCUUCCUUGCCGGUAAGGGGGACACCACCAUUAACUAUCUGGAGAUCACAGACAAGGAUCCCUACCUGAUCGAGGGACUGCGGCACACCGGCGAACAGACGAAGGGCGCUUGCCUGGUCCCCAAGCGGGCAUUGAGGGUGAUGGAGGCGGAGGUGAAUCGCGUACUCCAACUGACAUCCAAUAUGGUCAUUCCCAUCAUGUACCAAGUACCCAGAAAGACCUAUCGCGAUUUCCAUGCCGAUCUCUAUCCGGAGACCACGGGCUACAAAACGGAGCUGAUUGCCUGCGAGUGGCUGAAUGGGAGCAAUCUGGCGGUGCCCAAGAUGAAUCUGGACCCGGCAAAGCGGGAGUUUGGCGACGAGCCGAUAAUCAUCCAUCGGGGAAAUUUAAGCGAUUUUGUGAAGAAUCUGGAGAACCAGCGGGCCAAUGGCCAAGGCAAGGGCAAGGCCACCGGCCAGAAGAGCCAGACACAGAUACAGACACAGACACAAACCCCUAACCAGUCGGCCAAGCGAAACGACAACGAUCACUUUGUGAUGCUGAGCAAGGGCAACAAUUUCGAGGAGAAGAACGGCAACGACAACAGCAACCAGAACGGAGCCGGCCAGAAGAAGAGCUGCUCCCAGGCGCAGUCGCAGCCGGACGGAGAAUGCAGCGAGCUGAUACGUAAAUUUGAGGCCAAGUACAAGAUCGAUACCGAGAAGGAUGUACGUGCUGCAGGUGGCGAUGGCCAUGACGACGAAAAGGAGUCGCCCACCGAACAUUCGGCUGGCAGCAGCGAAGAGGCAUCCGCCAGUUCGUCGGGUGCCCUGGACACCCACUCGGCCAGCGGCAGCAACUCCCCGCCCAAGCCGAUGCCGCGCACAUCGCGCAACAACUCCCUGCCGGAGGCCAGCGAUUCGGCCGGCGAGAGUAGCAGCACCACAACCACGCCGCGGCCCAGGCCACGUACAACGGCAGCGACUGCCUACAAGCCCCGAUUGGGACCGAAGCCCUUCUCGAGCACCACGGGCGAUGUGUCCUUUGACAAAGUGUUUGCCGUACCCCUGGCACCCGGCUCCCAUGAGAACAUCUCGAACGUUGGCCAGGAGAGCGUGGGCAGCGGAGGCGUAAGCGGAGAGCCAGCAGCAGCAGCCCCAACUCACGUACAGGCGUCAGCCAAGCCGGAUCUGAUUGUGGAAAUUGAAAUCAAAAAGAAGAACGAACGGGAGACGGUUGCAUCUGCCGGCAAUGGAGUUCAAAAGUCACUGACUACAUCGGAGCGGCGCAAGUCCUCGGCUGACGAUGAUGAAUCAUCCGAUAAGAUUUUCGAACAAAACUCCGAGUCGUCGGAGAAUUCAACGGAGGGGGAAGACCGCACCGAUGCCGAUCUGCGGCGCUUCUCCUCGGCCCGGAGCAGCAUUGCUGAGCGUCGACGUCUCUACGAGAACCGCUCCAAGAGUCAGGUGGACGAGAAGGCCCAGUCGCCAGUGCCAUUGCGUCGCGAGCACUCCAAGGUGGAGCCGCUGAAGCCCAACCAGCAGCAGCAGCAACAGAGCACCUGCAUCGACAGCAAGCGGAUCUCGGUGCCUGAGGGUAAGCUCCUCGAAGAACAUCGUCAGCAACGGGGCAACAAUGGGGCGGCCAAUGCCGCUGGCCUCAAGAAAUCCGCCACGGAGGCUGCCUUCAGUGCCGCCUCGACCAAACGCACCUCGACCGUAUUCGGCAAGGUGUCCAAAUUCCGGCACCUGAAGGGCACGCCCGGCCACAAGUCCACCCACAUCGAGAACUUGCGCAACUUGAGCCGCCAGAUACCGGGCGAAUGCAAUGGCUUCCACGCCAAUCACGAGCGUGUGGCAGUGCCGCUGUCGGGGCCCGGCGGAAAGAUAGCGAUCUUUGAGCUGAGUCGCCCAGGCCGUCUGCCCGACGGUGUCAUUCCCUCGCUGGUGAAUGGCAGCAACAUCAUGGACUUCCAGUGGGAUCCGUUCGAUGCCCAGCGCCUGGCCGUCGCCUGUGACGAUGGCAUCGUCAAGCUGUGGCACAUAGCCGAAGGCGGCCUCAGCGAGCCAACAAACACGCCCGCCGGCGAACUGACCGCCCACCUCGACAAGAUCUACUUCAUCCGCUUCCACCCGCUGGCCGCCGACGUUUUGCUCACCGCCAGCUACGACAUGACCAUCAAGCUCUGGGACUUGCGCACCAUGACCGAGAAAUGCGCGCUGACGGGCCACUCGGACCAGAUAUUCGACUUUGCCUGGAGCCCAUGCGGCCGCCUGGGGGCCACCGUCUGCAAGGAUGGCAAGAUACGCGUCUACAAUCCACGCAAGUCGGAGAUGCCCAUACGCGAGGGCAACGGACCCGUGGGCACCCGAGGGGCUCGCAUCACCUGGGCCGUCGAGGGACAGUACAUUGUCUGCACUGGAUUCGAUAAGGUCUCGGAGCGACAGAUCAGCGUGUAUAAUGCCCAAAAAUUGACGGCACCUCUGAACACGGCCAGUCUGGAUGUGUCGCCAUCGAUACUGAUCCCCUUCUACGACGAGGACAGCUCCACACUGUUCGUCACGGGCAAGGGCGACUCGACCAUCUAUUGCUAUGAGAUCACCGACGAGGAGCCGUACAUCUGCCCGCUGUCGCAUCAUCGUUGCACAUCGCUGCACCAGGGCCUCAGCUUCCUCACCAAGAACCACUGCGAUGUGGCCAGCGUGGAAUUCUCCAAGGCCUACAGGCUGACCAACACGACCAUCGAGCCGCUCAGCUUCACAGUGCCACGGAUCAAGAGCGAGCUGUUCCAAGACGACCUCUUUCCACCCACGCGCAUCACCUGGAGCGCCACGCUCAGUGCCGAUGAUUGGUUUGCCAGCAACAAUGACAAGGCGGCUCCCAAAAUCAGCCUCAAGCCGGAGGGCAUGGAGACCCUGUCUUCAAUACAACAAGUGCCAGUGCAGCAUACAAAGAAAUCGUUGGAGCAGCACGCUCAACUUGGCCAAAAGUCAGAGUACGAGAUUAACAAACAGCAAGAGAUCCAGAAAUCGGUGAGUGCGCGCAUGGAGUACACCACAAAACUGGAGCAAGACGAUAUGGAGGGUGUGGACGAGAACGAGUGGCAGGAGUAGCAGCAACAGAAACAGCAACAGAAACGAGAUUGGGAGUAAUUUGACUAUAUAUGUAUUGACAGGACAUAAAGCGGCUUUACAGCGACAGCAGCAGCAGCAGCAGCAAACAGCAAAUAAAAUAACUCUCUCGUAGACAAGCCGAAAGCUAAAACUAAUCCACACAAACAUGGCCAUAAAAAGGUCCUCCAAUCCGUGCAGUAUAUGUAUGUACAUAUAUAUGUGUAUGUAUGUUGUAAAAGGGGAGGAAAGGACAGACUGUUCCGUUCCCUUGGGUUUCCUUUCCAUUCCUUAUCCUCAUCUCUCUCCUCGCCCUGCAGUUGCUCAAUAAUUGCCAAAUUACUGAUCGUAAGCAAUGUUUUUAUUCGGUUUAUUUCGGUUCGUUUUUUUUGUUUGUUUAAACUACAAAAUUUAUUUGUAAUUACCGAUGUGUUUAUUUUGUAUUUGUACGUGUGCUACAAUUACAAUAUUUAAGUAGUUAGUCCAAAAUUAGUUUAGCCCGUUCAAAUGACUUAUAAUUCAUAAUCAUUUACACUUAAUGGAAUCCCUCCUGAGUUCUCGCGUCCUUAAGUUUGUGUUUGUGUUUGUUUUUUAUGUUUUUAUGUGGCCAUAUACUAACGUAUUUUUAUAAGGACUCCUCUCCUCGAGUAUAUUUCUCCCUCUCUCUCUCUCUCUUUCUUAUGUAUGUAUGUGUAUGUGUAUGUGUGUGCGAACGAGAGGGUUUGUCUGUCUCUUUCUUUGUCAUUUUCUGUCUAGUCUUUGCUCCAUCGAUCCUCCUUAAACCAUUCCCCCACAGCCCCCCACAAAAAUACAACAUAUAGACUGUAACUGUAAUAAUUGCUGAUAAAGAUAUAAUGAUAAUGAUUAUGAUAAUGGAUACGUUUCAUAUGCGUAAAGACAAUUAAUUUAACAAACAAAAAAAAGAGAGAAAGAGAAACUAAAAUGACAAAAUCAAACAUUGUAAUCACAGAAUCAAAGAAAACGAUUAACGAACUCGAAAAUUGUACGAUUCCAAAAUGUAAUAAUAACGAAAAGACUUGAAGAACAGAUGAGCCAGAUAGAUAGUACCCAGAUAUUAGAGAUACAUACAGAUAUACUAUGUAUUGUGUACAUCAAUCUGGCCAUCUCCCUACCAUAUGAUUCACAAACAAACAAAAACGAGUUGCCAUAAACAUUUUGUGUGUAAUAUCCUUCGGAGGGGGAAGUAGGAAGGCAAUAGAAUUUUUGUACUUGCAAUAGAAUAUAGUAUAUACCUAUAUACAAGCAUACAUACAUAUAUUAUACAAACAUGACAUACACACAUAUAUAUAUAUUGAUAUAUUUUGUAUACCAAUCGUAACUAAAAGGCCAACAACUCCCCCAAUGGCUGAAACAACGACUGAAAACCAAACACACUCCAACAAUAGACACUCGAACAGAACAGAACAGAACAGAGCAAAGACAGGCAGCAGACCAACGUAUAAAUUCUCGGGUAAUGGGCAAUAUUGUGCUAGCCGCCUAGUGUGCUAACUGAUAAAGGUUCUAUUAUACAGAUAUACACAUAAAAUAGCUAUAGGCGCAUACACAUAUACUGUGUACGUACGACGCAUGUCGCAAAGAUUAAUGCUGCCCCAAAAUGCUGAAACAAUUCCAAAUCGAAAGUCCAAGUUGCAUUUAACUCGUAAACCCCUAUGGAACGACUGAACAAAUGACUCACAAAGUAUUCAAAAACACUGAACAUUCUGAUCUCCGGCCUCCACUCACAUGAUGAUGUGAUGAUGAUCGUUCGCCCACGCUCAGAGCUCUCUACAGAGGGUUCUACAGAGAGCAGGAGGCGGACGGGCGGGGGGAACACGGAGCUCCAUUUGAUAUGAUUAUAAAUGAUAUUUUGUAUUGAAGAACGGAUGGGAGAUGAAGUAAACCUAAACCUAAGCCUAGAUACCCAUAGAUCCCCCAGUAUCCCAAGCAAGCAUUUUGUAUUUAUUAGCCAUAUUCGAUUACAAUAAACACACACACAUA
Messenger RNA from Drosophila miranda, 5922 nucleotides. RefSeq names its product coronin-7 (gene pod1). The transcript has 14 exons. The coding region runs from base 1 to 3927 and encodes 1308 amino acids. The record is from RefSeq and is a predicted model, not a curated record. NCBI's taxonomy places the organism in Eukaryota, Metazoa, Arthropoda, Insecta, Diptera, Drosophilidae. Gene Ontology annotation, molecular function: protein binding.